GCUCCUGGUGGCGGCUUCGUAUUUGCUACACACCAACCUGCAGGAUGUAUCACUACGGCACAACAAAGUGGUGCCGCCCCCUCGAUUUUUGUCUCCACUCCAGUUCCAGCAUCCAUGCCCGGUGCAACCACCUUCGUAUUUCCUGGUGGACCCGCAGCUUCGGUCAUUCCUCCGCCUGGGCUUCGCCUUCAGCCGCCAACUACGCUGCCCAAUGGUCAGCCUUCUGCUUGUCAGAGUCUAGUGUCGAUGUCAGAUCAUUCCCAACAAAUGCAGACGACAACGACUACAACUGCUGCCACUCAUACGGCCGGCUGCCUCAUUCAGUU
Protopolystoma xenopodis is the source of this 326-nucleotide messenger RNA. Lineage: Eukaryota; Metazoa; Platyhelminthes; Monogenea; Polystomatidea; Polystomatidae. The record is from the annotation of a GenBank genome assembly.